Daphnia carinata is the source of this 871-nucleotide messenger RNA. RefSeq names its product neurotrophin 1-like. Gene Ontology annotation, molecular function: Toll binding; growth factor activity. NCBI's taxonomy places the organism in Eukaryota, Metazoa, Arthropoda, Branchiopoda, Diplostraca, Daphniidae. The record is from RefSeq and is a predicted model, not a curated record. The transcript has 3 exons. Gene Ontology annotation, cellular component: extracellular region. The coding region runs from base 68 to 751 and encodes 227 amino acids. Gene Ontology annotation, biological process: central nervous system formation; innate immune response; regulation of Toll signaling pathway.
UAGCUGUCAAUCAACAAGACAGUUUGAUACAGUAUCCACUACUCAGGCAUUUUCUUAAGUUAUCAGAAUGAAAACAGUAAUGCUAUUUCUUUGUGCCGUGAUGGCUGGUGUUAUUGCAGAGCCAGAAGCCGAUGCUAAACGUUACACGAAACCAUCUUACGCGAAGCCUAAAGAAGAAAACGAUUAUUGCCACCCUCGCAAGGCACCAAUGUGCUCGAAAAACGGCACAUUAUCUUUCUGUUUUGAAGAUACUGAGUACCCAGUCAAAGAGGUGAAAUACGCCAUCGAAUACGAUCCUUUGGUGCUAAAGAAAUAUGCUGAUGUUGAAGAUCAAUCGGCUGAUAAUUUAGUUGAUGGCCUGACAUCCUUAUCGGAGGACCAUUUUGAGUACCCUGAUUAUAACGGCACAGCGUUCGAAAAGGGCAAUUGGAUUGGAGACGAAGGAUACAUCUGCCCCAGCGACGUCCUCUACACCCGGCCUCUUCGUGCCGUGAAUGCUGACGGUGAAUGGCGUGUCAUCGUGCAAGAUAUUGCUUGGCCAGGAUACACACAGACCCAACGGAUCGAGACUUGUUUGUUUCCUGGAGCAUCUUGUCGUACUGUCUCUCCCUGCUAUGGCAGUAAAUGCCAUCAAAAGUACGUCUAUCAGCGAAUGCUUUCCUUUGAUCCUUGUGAUCCUGAGAAGGGAAUUUUUGUUGACAUCUACAAGUUGUCAUCAGCUUGUUCAUGUCGAGUGACAAGAAAACUUUAAUGAAUUCAAAUAUCCUGUAUACUUUAUACCUACGUAGUCCACAUUGUAUCUUUAUGAAACCCAAAUACUAUAGCGUGAUUUUAUUGAAAAGAGUAAAAUAAAAAUGUGCUUGACACCUAG